GAGGAGCGACAGUCUGCAGCAGGUCUGAGCACUGUCGCUGUAGUAACGUCUGAAGCGCAGACACAGAGCAGGAGCUCCACUCUGAUACUGGACGGAUAUCAAGAAAGGAGACUAAUAAACAGAAAGAGGGCUGGAGGAACGCUGCUCGGUGCGUGGAGGGAUUUUUUUAUGGACUUUUUGUCGUUUGGAACUAAAACCGAGACCUGAGCGGGAUAUAGGAACUCAACGGGACACUGAGCAGGAGCACAGAAAUAACUUUAGAGCUUCUUUUACCUGGACGAGGAAUUCUCUUUUCCUUCUGCGUGGACUGGACCGCAGAGGACAAAGUCUGUGACGCUCUGAGUUCUGGUGUUUUAUUCCGGAGCUGCUGUGCGUGUUGGCGCUGAGACACCAGAGACGCGUCGGCUCGGCGGCCACCUGACCUCCUGGAGAAUAAGAGCGCAGCUAAUGACACGCAGGCUGAGAGCUUUACUGGAUCAUUAUUGAGCUCCGUGACGAGUUUCCACGAGGCUGUUGAAUGUCCUGACGCAGCAUUGCGCGCUUGAAGUUACCAGAAUCCAAUUACUCAUAUCUAAAUUGCGGUAAGUGUUAAUUAAUUUGUGUCAAGUGUGAAAUUAAAUUAGUUUGACUCUAUUGAUAUCGUAUUAAGUGGAUAUACAGUCUGAGUCAGACAUCAUGGAUAGAACCAGAGUCCCCCCCCGGUCGUGAUGCCAGGCGCCGGUCUCAUCCCGAGCAGCCUGCCCGUGAUGUCUGCUCUUUAACCCGCCCCAGUGUGGCGCCGUGUCCCGGUCACACCGCCAGGAUGAGCAGCACCGACCUGGAGCGCAUGUCCCUCAGCUCCUCGGCCAACUCGGUGGCCUCCAGCGCGCGGACUCUGUCGGCCAACGUGAAGAAACUGCACAACGCUCUCAACCUCCUGCUGAACGACUUCGAGAGGGAGCAGUUCAUCCACUGCCUCAACGUCUACCACUCCAAACGGAACGUGUACGACCUGGUCCAGACUCUCAACGUCAUCCUCAACGCGCCCAGCAAGAGGCAACUUCUGCCCAUGCUACGGCUGGUCAUCCCGCGCUCGGACCAGCUCCUCUUCGAGCAGUACACCUCGGAGGGCCUCUACUUAAAGUCGGAUUCAGCUGCAAGCAAUGGCAAUGCGGAGCCCCCAGCGGGUGAGUUCCCCAGCGCCAGCCCGACUCCUCCAGGGCAUUUCUCCCCAAACAACCCGCCUGAGUACCAGGUGGCGCUGCGGGGCUCUCCGGACAGCUUCAGCACCAGCAGUGAGGGGACCGGUCCUCUGGGGGCCGCUCCUCUGGUGCCUCUACUGGGGAGAAACUUUAUCCACGAGCCGCCGGGAGAGAUCCGACAGGUCACCAUGAAGCGGCACAAGAGCAACGAGGGCCUGGGCUUCAGUAUCCGCGGGGGCUCGGAGCACGGGGUCGGGAUCUAUGUGUCCCUGGUGGAACCGGGGAGCCUGGCGGAGAAAGAGGGGCUCCGGAUCGGGGACCAGAUCAUGAAAGUGAACGACAAAGUCUUCGACAAAGUCACUCAUGCUGACGCUGUGAAGGUGCUGAAGGGCAGUAAAAAGCUCAACCUCUCAGUACGAUCAGUCGGGCGGAUUCCAGGGGGCUACGUUACAAACCAUGUUUAUACGUGGGUCGACCCUCAGGGCCGAGGUGUGUCCCCUCCCCCUGACCUCCCUGAGCAUCGGAGCGCCACCCUGAGAAGAACUGACAGCCAGAGACGCAGCAACAUGCAGCUACUGCAGGAGGGAGACGAGAAGAAGGUUAACCUGGUUUUGGAUGAUGGCCGGUCUCUGGGUCUGAUGAUCCGGGGGGGAGCAGAGUAUGCUUUAGGAAUUUACAUCACAGGAGUGGAUCAGGGAUCAGCAGCAGAGUGUGGAGGACUCAAGGUGGGGGAUCAGAUCCUGGAGGUGAACGGUCGCAGCUUCCUGAACAUCCCGCACGACGAGGCUGUCAGAGUCCUGAAGUCGUCACGGCACCUGAUGAUGACGGUGAAAGACGUGGGCCGCCUGCCACACGCUCGGACUGUGGUGGGUGAGACCAAGUGGAUCGCCAGCUCGCAGAUCGCUGAGAGCUCGGCUAACAGCAGUGUGGCAAGCUUCUCGAUGGAGAAAGGAGCCUCCGCAGCAGGAAAGUCCGGGUUCUAUAAAGGCGUCGCAGGCUCGCAGGUGACCCUGUCCAGCCUGGUGAACCAGUCUCGGGCCAUGCUGGACGAGCAGGCACGUCACCUGCUGACCGAGUCUGAGCGGCAGACGAUGAGCUAUUACGUGGAGGAGUACCGGAAUGGACACAUCGGCGUGGAGCAGCUUGUGGUGGCGUUGUUCGAGCUUCUCAACACACACGCAAAGUUCUCUCUGCUGUCGGAGGUGCGAGGCCUGGUCACCCCUCAGGACCUGGAGCAUUUCGAUGGUUUAGUGCUGAGACGGGAGAUCCAGGCUUUAAAGGCGAGACAGGGUACAGGUGGAGCUGCGGCACACCAACCAGACUCUAUGUCUAUGGUGUCGUACCCGGACACUCUGACCUCGUCUUCAGCCAGCUUCAUGACUAACACCACUCUGAGCUCUGCACGGAAUGACAGCGUGGCCGAAAGUAAUGAAGGGGAUCCUCCGGAGAGUCUGAACACGCUGCUGACCGACAUCUCUCUGGACGACGUUCAGUCCACCCCAGCUGACCCUCCCCCCACCUUCAAGCCUCCACCCCCUCCAGGGGUGCAGAGGCGCCCGAGUAGACGAGAUCAGCUCAACAAAUGCCCCUCGUCCGAAUCCUCCCACUCAGGCUUGUACUUCACAGCCCCGGCCUCUCACAACCACAGCAGGGAGCCAGGACGCACCCCCUCACCCUCACCGCACCACAAACAAGAGCAUCCAAAGGACUCAUCUCGAGACUACGCUGUGGUCAGAAAGAGAGACCCCCUGCUACCUUCAAAGAAAGACCACAUAACUUCUGCUCAGUUGUCCAAGGUCAUCCAGCACAGCAUCGGCCCCUUCCCUAGAGUCCAGUCCCCCAACAGAGCCACCAAACCUGCUCCCCCGCCUCCUUCAUCCCCUCCACCUCCACCUCCACUCCCUGCUCCUCCCCCUCCGCCCCCAUGUCUGCCUUUUAAGCCACUGUCUAUGUCCAAAGCGUCCUCUCCUGCCUCUAAACAGCAGUUUGUUACAGUGGAGGUCCACAGGCCAAGCGAGCCCGACGUCAACGAGGUGCGACCACUGCCACAAGCUCGAGGUGGCGCCCUAUCUCAGCUGUCAGACAGCGGGCAGACCCUCAGUGAGGACAGCGGGGUGGACAUAGCUGAGUCAGGACACAUCAGCAAAGACAGCAGCCAUUCCUCACGGACACACCAACCAGCAGACACCCAGGGUGGCGGGGGGGACAACCCCUCCAAACCGCCGGGCCUGUUGGAGCCCACGUCCACACUAGUGAGGGUCGCAAAGAGCGCCAGCACCCUGGGGAUUGCCAUUGAAGGUGGGGCCAACACUCGCCAACCGCUGCCACGAAUUGUCACCAUACAGAGAGGUGGCUCAGCUCACAACUGCGGCCAGCUGAAGGUGGGUCAGGUGAUCCUGGAGGUAAACGGGGUUUCCAUGAGGGGCCGUGAGCACAGGGACGCUGCACGCAUCAUUGCCGAGGCCUUCAAGACCAAAGAAAAGGAUCACGUGGACUUUCUGGUGACCGAGUUUAACGUGGCUCUAUAGCUGAGAGGAGGAGGAGGAGAGCAGACGAUGAUGAGGACGGCACCGCAAGAAGAGUGAAGGAAAAUGAAAGCGUUUAAUGAGUUAAAUGGCACAACUGUUUAAGACUUAAACGAACCACCAACUGAUCUCUGAGCCCUUCUUCUUACUCAUAAACCCUCCCUUGUGUCUGGAUCUAUGAUUCCCUCAUUUACAAGGUAUUCCUCCUGCUGUGGACUUCGUUCAGGAUUCUCCUCGACGUGUUACCUCCCCACUGUGAGACCUUAUGCACUAAAUGGAAAGUGGUGAAACCUUUUGUUUGUUCUCUCAGUGUUUAACAUUGUGGACUUACAACAAUCGAAACCCACUGGACCCUCUCGUAGCACCCUCGCAUCCCAUGGUUAGUUUCCUUUAUUUAUACUUUGCUUCAAUGUGAGAGAAAACUUCACACGUGAGACUGAUCAACGCUGACUUUGUAUAUGUAAAAAUGAACAAAUGUAGAUACAGAUGCAUAUAUACUGUACACUUAAAGAUCCUGUAUAAAUUAUAAACCCUGAACCCUUCUCAACAUAUAGUAAUAUAUUUCAGAGAUGAUGAUAACUGAGGCCACUCUGACAAUACAGGACUAUUCCAAUUUUACAACCAUGCUAUUGGCCUGUCUUCAUUCUAUUCACAAAGAAAGAUAAACCACAGGCUGACAAAACACACUCUACAUGCAUUCGUUUGACUGUCACUGAGUGACAGAAAUUAUAACAUGGGCACGACAUGUACAUGUGCGUCCUUUCCUGUUUCCUUUCCUCCUCUUCAUGUAUAGCAAUUUUGUUUGCAGCUAUAGCCGACUCCAUUUAAAAAUGCUUUUUACAUUUCAAAUCGACGUGUGUCCAUUUCUCAAACAACAAGACGCCUUUUCUUCACUUCUUUUGUUUGUUUUUUAAUUCACAAAAACACAUUUCUGCAUCAUGCUUUGGGUGAAAGAGUUACUGUGUUUCAUCUCGGCUGUUUUAAAUUCAGCUCUGUCCCCUCCUGCCCUUAAAUUAUGUUCUGUUUUGUUCCAAUACAGCCAAUUUUACAAUUAAAUUGCUCCAACUUAAAAUAAUUUUGUUUUUUUUUCCAUGAGCCACCACUUUGUGUGUUCAACACUUUUCACAGCAAAACGUAUUAGCUGUGUUAAUCCCUACUUUCUUUUGUCUCAAAGUUCACUGAGGCUGCACGUCUGUGUUCCUUUAUUCCACAAUGAAUUCCACAAUGAUAGUACAAUUUUAACUUUUCUGCUGUCCAAACUUUGCUGACAACUACAUUCAGUGGACCUUCCUGGACCUACUUCACAAUAAAAGCUCCCUUUUCUCAGCAAAUGAAUGUGACCAGGAGGAGUGGGCAAGUGUUGAGCUUACAUGAGUUUGCAGGAAUCUCCUCAGUGGGGACAUCUGUUGCUCAGUCUGU
Messenger RNA from Notolabrus celidotus (New Zealand spotty), 5125 nucleotides. RefSeq names its product whirlin a (gene whrna). Lineage: Eukaryota; Metazoa; Chordata; Actinopteri; Labriformes; Labridae. The record is from RefSeq and is a predicted model, not a curated record. Gene Ontology annotation, molecular function: protein binding. Gene Ontology annotation, biological process: auditory receptor cell stereocilium organization; sensory perception of sound. Gene Ontology annotation, cellular component: photoreceptor inner segment; plasma membrane; stereocilium tip.